Molecule: messenger RNA, 5008 nt
Organism: Tachysurus fulvidraco (yellow catfish)
Lineage: Eukaryota; Metazoa; Chordata; Actinopteri; Siluriformes; Bagridae
Product: NLR family CARD domain-containing protein 3-like
Exons: 10
Coding region: 70-3459 (1129 amino acids)
Molecular function (GO): protein binding
Source: RefSeq, a predicted model, not a curated record
AUGUAACAUUCACUUUGACCGGAGAGCAUCAUCAGAAUCAUCAGCAGCAUCAGCAGAUGCAUCAUCAUCAUGAUGUUUAAUGGGGUUACCUCCAGGAUGAUGCUUCCUUUGAGCAAUCAUGUGGAAGGAACACCUGAGACAAAGUUCAUGACAGAAUCUCCAGCUCCCAGCUGCGUGUCCAUGAAGAGUGACAACUCCAUAGAGCAGCCUCCAAGCCUGGAUAAAGAUGGCGCCGUCCCUGAGAGCAGAUCCACUUCUGAAAAUGCCAGACCUCCAGCACCCAGCUGCGUGUCCAUGAAGAGUGGUAGGUCCAUAGAGAAGCCUCCAAGCCUGAAUAUGAAACACCCCGUCCCUCAAAGCGGAUUUAAUUCAUCUCCCCAAACUGCCCACUCUAUUGAGCGGCCUCUAAGCCUGAGUGGGGAAGAUCUAGAUCCUGAAGGCGGACAAAAACUUCGAGCAGAAGCUCUGCAGGAACCCACACUGAUGCAGAUAACCACAGACUUCCUGCUACAUUCUUCCCAACCGGUGAACGACCUUUUAUGCAGAGUCGUAAAGGUCCACAAAACCAGCAUGUGCAACAGGAACCAGAGUUUAUUCGAAGGAAUCAAAAUGCCCAGAAAUAAAACCCCUCUGAACUCUAUAUACACGCAGCUCUACAUCAUAGAAGGAGAGAGCGAAGGAGUAAAUAAUGAACACGAAGUUUUACAGAUAGAGAAAAGGCCCAGAAAACAGCACUUCCAUGACACGUCAAUCAACUGCUUAGACAUAUUUAACCACAUUCAGGACCUCAGCGGAGGAAAUGUUACAGAUAGAAGUGGAGCAGGAAUACAGAAGCUCAGAACUGUGUUAACUAAAGGAAUUGCUGGAAUCGGGAAAACCGUGUCAGUUCAGAAAUUCAUCCUGGACUGGGCAGAAGAAAAAGCAAACCCAGACAUCGAUUUCAUGUUUGUGCUUCCUUUCCGAGAGUUGAAUUUGAUUAAAGACGAAUGCUACAGUCUUCACAAACUCUUGUGCGACUUCCAUCCCGAGCUAAAAGUCUUGGACACGCAUCUGUACGAGGAGUGUAAAAUCGUCUUCAUAUUCGACGGCCUGGACGAAAGCAGGCUCCCGCUGGACUUCUUCAACGAUACGAAAGUAUCUGAUGUCACAAUGACAUCAUCAGUGAGCACCCUGAUAUCAAACCUCAUUAAAGGUGACCUGCUUCCCUCUGCUCUCAUCUGGAUUACCUCCAGACCUGCGGCGGUCAGUCAGAUCCCUCGAACGUACAUCGAUCGCGUGACGGAAAUACAGGGGUUUAGUGACACACAAAGGGAGGAGUAUUUCAGGAAGAAAAUCGCCGAGCCCAAAAACGCAGAGAAUAUAAUUUCACACAUUAAAAAGACCAGGAGUCUUUAUAUCAUGUGCCACAUCCCAGUGUUUUGUUGGAUAUUAGCCACAGUGCUACAGCAAAUUAUGAAAGAAAAUAAUCACACAGAGGUUCCUAAAACUCUCUCUGAGAUAUACGUGCACUUCCUGCUCAUUCAGAUGAACAUAAAGAACGAAAAGUAUGAAGAAAAGGAUGAAAGAGAUCCAAAGAAACUUCUGGAAACAAACAGAGCCAUAAUUUUAAAACUAGCACACCUGGCUUUUGAACAGCUGAUGAAGGGCAAUGUGAUGUUUUAUGAAGAAGACCUGACGGAGUGUGGGAUCGAUCUUACCGAGGCCUUGAUAUACUCUGGGAUUUGCACUGAGAUCUUCAAAGAGGAAUCUGUGCUGUUCCAGAAGAAGGUUUUCUGCUUCGUGCAUCUGAGCUUUCAGGAGUUUUUCGCUGCUCUCUACGUGUUUUACUGCUAUCUGUCCAAGAGCAUGAAGCCAUUGCAUCAUUUCAUGGCGCAAAACCAAGAAAGAUCUGUUGACGUUUCUUUGGACGACUUGUUGAAGGUAGCAGUCGAUAAAGCCUUACACACUGACAACGGACAUUUAGACCUUUUCCUCCGAUUCCUGCUUGGCAUCUCGCUGGAGAGCAAUCAGAGACUUCUACAAGGCCUUCUGACCCACACUCACAGCAGCUCGGAGAACAUCCAGAGUAUAGCCAAUUACAUCAAAAGGCAGAUUCAAACCGAGGACCUUCCGAGUGACAGAUCAAUCAACUUGUUCCUGUGUCUCACUGAAAUGAAAGAUCAGUCUCUCUCGGAAGAGAUUCAGGAGUUUCUAAAGACACAGAAGUGGUCAGAGAAGAAGCUCUCGGCCGCACACUGCACGGCAAUCGCGUACAUGUUACAGGUCUCAGACCACGUCCUGGAGGAGCUGGAUAUGAAGAAAUACAACGUGUCAGAGGAGGGAUGUAGGAGGCUGAUUUCAGCUGUGAGCAACUGCAGAAAGGCUCGACUAGCAGGCUGUUAUCUCACCUUGAGUUCCUGUGAAACCUUCACUUCAGCUCUGCAGUUAGAAAAGUCCCCCCUGAGAGAACUGGACCUCAGUAACAACGACCUGCAGGACUCGGGAGUGAAGCUGCUCGCUGAUGGACUGAAGAGUUCACACUGUAAACUGGAGAUACUGCGACUAGCUAUUUGUAAUCUUGGAGAAAAGGCUUGUGAAUAUCUGGCAUCAGCUGUCAUGCAGCCACACUCAGCUCUGAGAGAACUGGACCUCAGUAACAAUGACCUGCAGGACUCAGGAGUGAAGAUGCUCGCUGACGGACUGAAGAGCUCUCACUGUAAACUGGAGAUACUGCGACUGUCUGGAUGUUUAAUCACGAGUGAAGGCUGCGAUUCUCUGGCUUCAGCCCUGAGUUCGAACCUGUUACUGCUGAGAGAGCUGGACCUGAGCUACAACCAUCCAGGAGACUCGGGAGUGAAGAUGCUGUCUGCAAGACUGAAAGAUCCAGACUGCAGCCUCAGGUUGGACCAUGCAGGUGAGAUUAGGCUCACAGCCGGUCUAAGAAAAUAUGCCUGUGAGCUCACGCUGGACCCAAACACGGCACACACUCGCCUCGCUCUAUCUGAGGGAAACAGAAAGGUUACCCAUGUUAAAGACAACCAGCCGUACCCCGACCAUCCCGAGCGGUUUGAAGACUUUAAGCAGGUGAUGUGUCAACCGAGUCUGCGUGGACGCUGUUACUGGGAGGCGCAGUGGUCUGGCGGGGAAGCUGUGAUCUCCAUGAGUUAUAAAGGAAUAUGCCGGAAAGGACGCAGCGGCAACUGCAUUUUCGGAACCACCAAGAAAUCCUGGAAGCUGGACUGCUCGAGCAACAGCUACACCGCCUGGCACAACAAGAAGAGGACGGACAUCCCGACACCGACGUACUGCUCUAACAGGGUAGGAGUGUAUCUGGACUCACUGGAGGGUUCUCUGUCUUUCUACAGCAUCUGUCCUGACACACACAUACUCACACACCUACACACUUACCACGCCACAUUCUCAGAGCCGCUUUAUGCAGGGUUUUGGGUUGAUUGUGACUCGUCUGUGAGUUUGGGUUGAGAUCAUGUUGAUCUGCCCUGCGAAGAUUUAUUCUGUAUCGCACUUUUACAUAGCUCCAUUCUGAUUGGUCAAAUGGAGUUCGGUUCCAGUUACAUGCUUACGUUAAUGCAUUUGUUAUAAUACAUUAUAUUUUAUAAAAGUUAAAGGGAUUUGUUCUUGAUCCUCGGUAUCAUUUAUUGUACAAAGUCUUUUGCACAUUGUGUCAUUUCGAUGGAAAGAGAUUCCAGUGUCAUACCUGCAGCUCAUUUUUACUCGGGGGGGUUAACAAUAAAUCCUGGCUCUUCAUAAUCAGACGUUUCUGUAUACUCUACAUUCCUAAACAUACUUAUUUACAUAUUUGCACCAUAAACAACUCUGAUUGGAUAAAUCCAGCAUGCGACAACUUUUAAUAAAUUUGGUUUGUCUCGUACUUUCACAUCAGUGAGGAAAAAAGUUGAGGUAUUUCCUCCUGCAAGCUAGAAGGUAUUAUCAUUCACAGCUUUCUGUCUUUUUUUAUGUUUUUUUGCACUUUAAAGUUUGUUGUGUAGUUGACCAGCCGUUCGUUUAUACAAAAAAAAUCUGUUAAUUUUUCAGCGUGACAUAUAUCCCCCUCGCUACAGCACAUAUUUCCGUGAUAUUCCGUGUUUUAUCUCCCGACUCUCUCUACCGAGCCGAUUUUGUUAAGCAUCGCUACGUCCUGGUUUUCUCCUGAUAUCAGGUUUUCACACGCUGUUCAGUUUCUGAUUGGGUGUCUAUUACUAAGCAACCAGCUAAAAGUAACGUUCUACCAGCGUAUGGUUUCACACUGUACACGUCUGAUACCACAGUGUGAAGCUUUAGAGCAGAGUUUCAUAACCCUGGAUCUACAUUACAUGUGUGAAACCUUCCUUGACCUGGGAUUAAGAGCAGGCUUUACAAUGUCCUUAUUUUUGUUAAGUGCAAUCUGAAAAAAGUUUUAUUUUUAUCACCAGUUUUAUUAUUUUAACAGUUUUCACACCUUUAACCAGCUUUUUGCUGUAGUAUCCUACGAUUUGAUGAUAAAUCAUCAAUCACGUUUGUUGCUAGACUUUAUAGCUUCCAUCAGCAGUAAUUCUCCACUGCUCUUUGAAGCACAUUUUUUCUGCUGCUUUUUCUGCUGGAGAACUUUUCCCCUUUUUGUUGAUAAGUUUGAUGUGUUAUAUAAUGUAUGCAUUAUGUAUGUGUUAUUAUUUUUGUUUACUUUUUGUUUACUAUUUUUGGGAGGAGGACCUUCCUCAGGCUUUCCCACGUGUGUACGUCGCUCUGGAUAAGGGCGUCUGCCAAAUGCUGUAAAUGUAAAUGAGUGUCUCUGUUCGUUUGCCGUUUACUGAGUGAAGCAUCUAAACACUUUUACUGUGUCUGUUACAUGUAUUGAUUAUUAUGAUGAUGGUGAUGAUGCUGCUGCUGUCAUCCUCAACAUUCAUGAGUUACACGAAUGUAAUUAGGUCAAACUAUAUUCUCAAGUCAGUUUUGUUUAUUGUCUAUUUUUUUACUGGCUGCUUGUAAUGUAAAGGAGUGUUGAAGGCAUUAAAUAAAGUAUUUUAUUUAUGGA